Messenger RNA from Prosopis cineraria, 948 nucleotides. RefSeq names its product protein YELLOW LEAF 1, choloroplastic-like. The transcript is spliced from 5 exons. Gene Ontology annotation, biological process: chloroplast organization; thylakoid membrane organization. Gene Ontology annotation, cellular component: chloroplast. NCBI's taxonomy places the organism in Eukaryota, Viridiplantae, Streptophyta, Magnoliopsida, Fabales, Fabaceae. The record is from RefSeq and is a predicted model, not a curated record. Bases 219 to 734 code for a protein of 171 amino acids.
GAUAGGUUGUGCAAGUUAAUUGGCCAAAACGCAAAAAGAGAAAGAUGGGGUGCGCCUGUUUUCUCUGAAGGGAAGGUGCUUUCAAACCCUCAAAAGCUUCGUUCUCUUCUUCAGGGCAUAGAAGCCAGUCGGGAAGCCGAAAUACUCAGAAGAAUAGUUUGGGAAUUUCAAUUCUCUCUGCUAUUUAGCGUUCAGGCUGUUUCUCUGUCUCUUCCUUGAUGUCUAUGACGGCUACUGCUAUAGUAUCGUUGCCCAAAUUGCCACCAGUGAAAAGAGGUGGCUACAGUUCAGAGACUAAUGUUACCAGAUCCUAUCUACCAAGAGUUUGCUUGCAAUGUUACCCUUAUGACAGAAAAAGAGAAUUACAGAAGACGACUCAUUCAGGAGCACUGAAAUGUACACAUGUUCUUCAUAAUACAAGAUCUCCUCAUGCUCGAGCUGUGACUGUAAUAUGUGCUGCAGCUUUGAAUGCAAAAUGUGGUGCGGAACAAACGCAAACGGUCACGCGCCAGGCUCCUACAAUGACUCAUAUUCCUGGUAAGGAGAAAUCACCACAACUUGAUGAUGGUGGCACUGGAUUUCCACCCCGUGAUGAUGGUGAUGGCGGCGGUGGAGGAGGUGGAGGUGGAGGCAACUGGUCUGGUGGAUUCUUCUUUUUCGGGUUUCUUGCGUUUCUAGGGUUCUUAAAGGACAAGGAAAGUGAAGGAUCUUACAGGGAUAACCGAAGAAGGUGAAGACUAGCGGCCUCCGGUUUCACAAAAAGUGCUUCCCUUCUUCUUCUUCUAUUUUCUUCUUUUGCCGCUUGAUUCUUUAAUACUCAUGUGGCCGCUAUAGAUCAUAGUGGUUGAUUAGUGUAUUGUUCUUGAUUAAGAGAUUGAUCAAUACCAGCAUAAUUUUGUAUCAAUCUACUGUCAAAGCAGAAUGAAAUGAGUACAUAUGAGGAUCCAA